Rhododendron vialii is the source of this 1705-nucleotide messenger RNA. RefSeq names its product cyclic dof factor 1-like. Gene Ontology annotation, molecular function: DNA binding; DNA-binding transcription factor activity. The coding region runs from base 196 to 1488 and encodes 430 amino acids. The transcript is spliced from 2 exons. Gene Ontology annotation, biological process: regulation of DNA-templated transcription. Lineage: Eukaryota; Viridiplantae; Streptophyta; Magnoliopsida; Ericales; Ericaceae. The record is from RefSeq and is a predicted model, not a curated record.
ACCAAGAGAAAACUCGUGGCUGAGAAUUCACUUCCCCCUCCUGGCGUGGCAUCCCCUCACCUCCCCUUCCAAAACUCAUAAUCGCAUAAACCCAAACGAAGCCAACCCAUAUUCACAAUCCAAACAAGGAUUAUAUAUAUAUAUAUAUACAAAGAGGGGGGAGAGAGAGAGAGAGAGAGAGAGAGAGAGAGAGGAAUGACUGAGGUGAAAGACCCUGCGAUCAAGCUGUUUGGGAAAACGAUUCCUUUGCCACCCAAACAGAGAGUUUCAGUUUCUGCUACACCCAGAAAGGAAAAUUGUGACAGAGUUUCGGAUGAGGAAGAAGAUGGAAAGACACCAUUGGAAAGUAAACUCACAGCGAAUCAACAGGAAAACGAUCCCUCCCGCCAGACUCUUGAAGAGUUAAAAGAUCCAGAAACAUCGUGUGACUACCCUAAAACUCCAUCGGUAGGAAAAGAGCCCAAUCCACCCAAACCUUCAAAAGCUGGAGACCAGAGUGAAACAAGCAUUUCACAAGAAAAGACUCUGAAAAAGCCUGACAAAAUCCUCCCUUGCCCGCGUUGCAAUAGCAUGGAAACGAAGUUCUGCUACUACAACAACUACAACGUCAGUCAGCCGCGCUAUUUCUGCAAAAAGUGCCAGCGGUACUGGACAGCUGGUGGAAUCAUGAGGAACGUUCCGGUAGGUUCAGGGCGUCGCAAGAACAAAAGCUCUUGUGCUUCACAUUACGGUCACAUAAUAGUUUCAGACUGUCUUCAAGCUUCUAAAGCGAAUGGCACUAUCCUUAGUUUUGGCGCGGAUUCGCAACCCUUUUGUGAAUCCAUUGCAUUAAAACCGUUAGAGAACUUUCAACUUGUCAAAAUUUCUAUUUCCGGUGGAGGGAGGAGAGAAAAGGGUGAUGAUGACACAAGGUCUUCAUCAAAUUCAGCAGAAAAUGGAGGAAAUAGAAAUCCUGUUUUCCAUCAAUCGGCAGCACAAAAUUUACCAUGCUUCAGGGGGCCUGGUCCUUGGUUUUUUCCUUGGACUUCACCUCCGUGGAGGUCUGGGAUUUCUCCACCGGCUUUAGGCCCUUGUGGAUUUCCUAUGCCAGGUUUUCCCCCACCUCCUUAUUGGGGUUGUACUACUCUACCCGGAUCAUGGAACAUGCCAUGGAUUCCCCCUCCAGCUUCUUUAACCUUGGGGAAACAUUUGAGGGACACAUCAGAGAAAGAAGAGCCAUUGUACGAGAGCGAUUCUGAGAGAGGGGUGUGGACUCCAAAGACAUUGAGGCUUGAUCUGAAUGACGCUGCAAAAAGUUCUAUACGGUCGAACCUAGGGAUCAAGAACGAAAAGAAUGAUUCGACCAACUCAGGGGGGGGUCUGUUUAAGGCCUUCCACUCAAAAGGAGAGGAGAAAACACAAGCGGGAGGAACGUAUUUGGCUUUGCAAGCCAACCCUGCAGCGCUGUCGCGAUCAUUCAAAUUCCGCGAGAGUGUAAAUGAGUGCUGAAAAGUUGUCUGUAAAUUUCUUUUUGCAUCUGUACAGAGGAGCCAUUGUCUAAUUAACCUAAUCAGGGCUCCAUUUUGUGUGUUUCAUGUGCAUAUGUAACUAUGAAGUAGAAUAGAGGAAAAGGCAGAGAGAUUCUUGAUUGUUGAUGCUUGAAAUGUACCAACAUCAAAUGUGCUGUGGAAUAAGUUUGUCAAUCUAAAUCAGGAAUUUCCUGUCA